AUGGCAUCAAGUAGCGCAACAGCCUCGCGCGCCUCUGGCUCAGGCACAACCGCACAAACCCAAGUGCAGAUCCCGGCCUCGACGUCUACUUCGGAUGCACCGCAAAUACCCAGCACGACCAGUAGUGCGCCAGUGCUGCAUUUACGGGGCGCGACAAGGGAGGAGGAGGCGAGUAUGGGGACGAGGACGAGGAGACCGCGGAUACAGUGGGCGGAGGAUGUGGUAGAUAAUGAGGGGUUGGGGAGGAAGAAGAGUAAAGUGUGCUGUAUUUAUCAUGCGCCGAAGGGUAUAGAUGAGUCGAGUGAUGAGAGUUCGUCGGAUAGCAGUAGUGAUGAUAGUGAUAGUGAUAGUGAUGAUGGGGGUGCGAGGCCGAGUGGAAGAGGGAAUGGGAAGAAGAAUUGUGGACAUGAUGGACAUGAGCAUGGGAAGGAUAAGGGGAAGGAUAAGGGGAAGGGAAGGGCGAGGAGUCCAAAUGCGUAUGAGAAGGUACCGAAGGUUAAGGGGAAGGAGUGA
Molecule: messenger RNA, 513 nt
Organism: Lachnellula hyalina
Lineage: Eukaryota; Fungi; Ascomycota; Leotiomycetes; Helotiales; Lachnaceae
Gene: ypi1
Product: Type 1 phosphatases regulator
Exons: 2
Coding region: 1-513 (170 amino acids)
Cellular component (GO): nucleus
Molecular function (GO): protein serine/threonine phosphatase inhibitor activity; protein phosphatase 1 binding
Source: RefSeq, a predicted model, not a curated record